This is a messenger RNA of Staurois parvus, 342 nucleotides long. Lineage: Eukaryota; Metazoa; Chordata; Amphibia; Anura; Ranidae. The record is from the annotation of a GenBank genome assembly.
GCUGAUAUAGUGAAUGCAGGGUCUGGGGAGAGCGGAUAUAGUGAAUGUAGGGGGUCCGGGAGACUGGAUAUAGUGAAUGCGGGGGUCCGGGGAGAGCGGAUAUAGUAAAUGCGGGGUCCAGGGAGAGCGGGAUAUAGUGAAUGCAGGGUCCGGGAGAGCGGAUAUAGUUAAUGCAGGGUCCGGGAGACUGGAUAUAGUGAAUGCGGGUCCGGGGAGAGCGGAUAUAGUGAAUGCAGGGUCCAGGGAGAGCGGAUAUAGUGAAUGCAGGGUCCAGGGAGAGCUGAUAUAGUGAAUGCAGGGGUCCGGGGAGAGCGGAUAUAGUGAAUGCAGGGUCCGGGAGAG